Messenger RNA from Sinocyclocheilus grahami, 679 nucleotides. RefSeq names its product AF4/FMR2 family member 1-like. Gene Ontology annotation, cellular component: super elongation complex. The record is from RefSeq and is a predicted model, not a curated record. The annotation marks the transcript as partial. The transcript is spliced from 4 exons. Gene Ontology annotation, biological process: regulation of gene expression. NCBI's taxonomy places the organism in Eukaryota, Metazoa, Chordata, Actinopteri, Cypriniformes, Cyprinidae.
AGAGAAUCAAAGAUGAUGAGCUGUCCAGUCUCAUCCAGAGGAUGCUGGGUAAUUAUGAGGAAGGAUAUGACGGACCUGAGGAACUUUGUCCUGCGCUUCAUAAUGAGCGUUCUGCGCACUUCCCUCAUGUGGACGAGCAGUGUGGACGCACGGAUCGCUCCAGAGCCGCUUCAGACUCUGGCCCUCCUUCAGGUGAGAGCUGGGACAGUUUACCGGCCCUGUGUCCCCCGGUGGAGCCGCUGUCCCCUCUACAGUCCAGUGACUCGGACGGCGACCCGUCUCUAGAGCGCAGCAGGCCAGACGCGCCUCCACUGACUCACGUGCUCCCGCUGAAUUUGCACGGUAAACUGGCCAACGCCAAGAAACCCACAGCAUAUGUGAGGCCGACGGUCGGUCAGGAUCAGGUGACCAGUGGUUCUCCCGAACUGAAGGCCUCACCGGAGUCUUAUGAGCACUUACAGGACCUGAAGGAGAGCAGCAAACCAAACCUUCCCGCUCUGCAGUCUGCUGAUAUUGUGUCUGGAGCGCGUGUGGGGGACAUUCUGCAGGAAAUGACCUCAUGGCCUCCACUACUGAUGACCAUUUGCACGCCAACCACAGCCGAGCCGCCUAAGUUCUCCUCCACUAAUGAGGAGACACAUGGAUUCCCGACUCUCAGUAAGUGUGUGUUUGUGUGUGU